This is a messenger RNA of Punica granatum (pomegranate), 1929 nucleotides long. Lineage: Eukaryota; Viridiplantae; Streptophyta; Magnoliopsida; Myrtales; Lythraceae. The record is from RefSeq and is a predicted model, not a curated record.
UUGUCAUAUAUCGAUAAGAUGAGGGUAGAUCGGCAGCAUGUCAUGUAUCUCUUUCCUCUGUCCAUGUGCUUCUUCUAUAACAUAAAAAUGGCUCCUUCCGAAGAUUAGUUGUUUUCUCUGAUCAUCUGAGAGAGGCAGAAGAAGAAGUUGAAAUGGGGAAGACGGGGAGAUGGCUCAAACACUUCUUCACCGGAAAGAAAGACAGUCACAAGGAGAAGAUCAAGGCCAAUAAGAGCACCGACAUUGCUUUUGUGGGGGAUGGCUCGACCGCCAACGAGAAUUGUCCGGCCACUCCCAUCUCGAUCCCACAGUCGUCGAUGAACCCGAAAGAAAAGGGCCGGUGGAGUUUCCGGAGAUCUUCAGCUACUGCACCGAGGGAAUCCCAUUCGGCUGAAGUCACUGCCAAUGGGCAGCAACCGCCGGUACUUCAAGCAAACUCUGAUGAUCAGCAGAAGCAGCACGCUAUGGCCGUUGCAGCCGCCACAGCAGCCGCAACAGAUGCAGCCUUGGCGGCUGCACAGGCUGCGGCUGCUGUGAUCCGCCUGACUGCAGCUGCUGCCACUGGCACGCCAAGCAUUAUGGAAGAGGCGGCUGCAAUCAGGAUCCAAUCGGUUUUCCGAUCUUAUCUGGCACAGAAGGCAUUGAAAGCACUGAAAGGAUUGGUGAAGCUGCAAGCACUGGUGAGGGGACAUUUAGUGAGGAAACAGGCCAAGGCCACCCUCCGGUGUAUGCAGACCCUGGUCACACUGCAGGCCAAAGUUCUCGCACAACGGCUGAUCACUGAAGACAUGAAACCCAUGAUCCCGACUCCACCGAACAACCGGAGUUCAACCCCGAAUGCUCGGUUUCUUCAGGCCCACCACGGAGGCGAAAAUAAGUUCUCAGAGGAGAACAUCAAGAUCGUGGAGAUGGACGUUGGAGAAUUGAGAGGAAGCAUGAAGAGCACGACCAACCGAAACAUAGAGCCAUUGGGUCGGGCAUUGAUCUCUGACCGGGAUGACCUCCAAUCCACCAUAACCCCGUCGGCCUGGAGCGAGUUCAGCCCUCGGACGUUCGGCGGCCAUUUCGAAGAGUAUAACUACCCCACCAAAACAGCAAUUACAGCACAGAGCAGCCCACAGGUCUUCUCCAGUUCCACCCCAACAAAGUACGCCGAGUCGACCUUCUCCUAUGACUACCCGCUGUACCCCAACUACAUGGCCAACACCGAGUCCUCGCGGGCUAAGGCCCGGUCUCAGAGCGCACCUAAGCAGAGGCCUCCUGACACUCCCCACUUCGAGAGGCAGCCGAGCAACAGGAGGAGGCCCUCGGUUGAAGGACGAAAUGGUAUAUCCCUCCCGAGGGCAGUGAGGAUGCAGAGGUCUUCCUCGAACCUGAGCUCCACUGCUGCGGCGCAGAACUUCCAUUACCCGUGGUCUCUCAAGUUGGAUCGGUCAGCCAUGUCUGUAAGAGACAGCGAGUGUGAAUCGAUCUGCACAUUCCUCACAAACACAGAUCACUGCAGAUCGCAAGUCGGGUUCGAUGUCGCUGGUCCAAGGAAGAGCGGGAUCAUCGGGGCAAGAUAUUGAUGUGCAGAGUCAAGUCGACGCCGGACCACAGAGCUCGUAUGAGUUCCAAUGGAACAGAAGAAUAUUUGUAGUUCAUCUUCAAACUCGCAGGAAUCGGGCAGCAGGACAUAAUGAAAAACAUGAAUUUGUGCAAAGUUAUGAAGAUGAUGUUUGAAGAGUUUGUUUUUCUCAAAUUUUUCUCUGGUUUGUAAUUUUCAUCUAGAAGUGUAUCUGCAAAACUAAUUAUCUUUAAUUAAAAUUCAAGUCAAGAAACUAUAUUACCAGUACAAGGAGUCGAAGACAAUCACAGAGUUUGGGAUUUCUCAACGAAGGGUGAACAAGUAAUGAGAAUUUUGACCAGGCUCACAACCCCUUGGCGCAA